GGCGGCGGGGCAGAGCGCGGCGCCGGCAGAGCGGGGCGCCGCCGGCGGCGGUGGCGGCGGCGCCGGCAGCAGCGGCGGCGGGCGCGGCGCCCAGUCGCGGUGCGUCCGCCACCGGCUGCCGCUGUCCGAGUGAGCUGGUGCGCCCCGUGCUCCAUGUGCCAUACGGUCUGACGGCUGUCAGCGCCACUUUCCAGAAUGCAAGUGGAAAGGAUGAUAACAAAGGCGAAUACAAGGUUGAUCUCCCCGGCGGGGUCACCCAACAUCUCUCCGGGCUCUCUUCACUCGUCGUCGCCCACGCCGCUAAACAACAACAAGCUGUCGCCGUCGCUGCCGGCGCCGCCCAAGGCGUCCCCCACCUCCGGUCACCACGGGAAGGUUACCGGCAUCCCGACGGUGGCGGCCGCGUCCAGGUACACGGCGCCGGUUCACAUUGACGUCGGAGGAGUCAUCUACACAUCGUCACUGGAGACACUGACCAGAUACCCAGAGACCCGGCUCGCUAAACUGUUCAACGGACAAGUGCCGAUCGUGCUCGACACGCUCAAACAGCACUACUUCAUCGACCGCGACGGCAAGAUGUUCCGGCACAUCCUCAACUUCAUGCGCAGCGGCAAGGUGUGCGUGCCGGACGACUUCAGCGAGAUCGACUGUCUGAUGGAGGAGGCGCGCUUCUUCGAGGUCCAGGGUAUGGUGAAGCAGCUGGAGCAGCUGCGCCGUCAGAGGGCGCAGCGGCUGGCGCGCGCCGGCGGACAGGCGUCGCCACCAGUCGCGCAGCACGGCUACCAUGUGGUGGCGCUACACAUCUCACCCGACCUCGGCGAGCGCGUCAUGCUCUCCGGCGAGCGCAAACUCAUCGAGGAGACCUUCCCAGAGGUGGUGCAGGCGCUGAUGGACAACCGGACGUCAGUGGCGUGGAAUCAGUCGGACCCGGAGCACGUGGUACGCUUCCCUCUGAACGGCUACACAAAGAUGACCUCGCUGCAGGCCAUCCAGCGGCUGCUGGCCGACGGAUUCCAGAUCGUGGCCAGCCUGGGCGGCGGAGUGGAGGGCCAGCAGUUCUCGGAGUACAUAUUCUCCCGGAGCCGACAGCCGCAGUGACCGGCGGCCGGGACGCGACGACAGAGUGCCAAACGCCGCCGGCCCGGCCGCUCCGAGGGAGGGGCGGUCGGGCCACAGCACGGCUGGCUGGGGGAUGGGUGUGACCGCACACCUCCGGGGGACACGGGGAGGGACCCAAAGGGUACGCCGCGCCGGCCCAGUCAUGGCGUCGGCGGCUGACAUAGGGUAGGCUCCGAAUGCGUAAAUGUUUAUUGCCUGGCGCCGAGUAACGGUUUGGCCAUGCUCUGAGACGACGGGCGAUGGUGGCGGCAGCAGCCUCCAGUCGGCGCCCUCCAGUCAGUCUCAGUAUCGUGCCACAGCCGCCGAGCGUCCACAGAAAUCAAACGGAGCGCCUGCUCCCGGCCCGGCGCGGCACCGGUCGCCCCGGGACCGCCGCGUCGCGCCGCCCGCACACCCGGUAUAUCGGUAGAGAUAGAACGAGCUUAUUGUCCUGUUGGGUGUCGGCACAGCCGCCGCCGUGCCUCCGCUGAACCGAUCCGUGCCAUAGCUGGAGGGAGCACCGCCGCGCGCCACACGCUAUUCUGGGGUACACGUUACGAGUGGGUUGUGUGCGCGUGUGUGACCGUGAUAAGCGUUAUGUGUCCAACGGAAUGAAUGGGGAAACAGUGACAUAUUGGUGAAUUUUUCAUUUAAGUGCAACGAAUAAAUGUUAUAUUCGAGCCCAACAAA
Molecule: messenger RNA, 1788 nt
Organism: Amphibalanus amphitrite
Lineage: Eukaryota; Metazoa; Arthropoda; Thecostraca; Balanomorpha; Balanidae
Gene: twz
Product: BTB/POZ domain-containing protein kctd15-like
Exons: 8
Coding region: 196-1098 (300 amino acids)
Biological process (GO): protein homooligomerization
Molecular function (GO): protein binding
Source: RefSeq, a predicted model, not a curated record